AUGACGGCCACCGGUGCACAGAGUGAGGGGAAGGCCGAUGUUUACAAAGAAUUGGACAAAUUCGGGAAGUUUCAAGUGUUCCAAUAUAUUUUAAUAUGUUUACCUUUAAUGAUGGUUUCCAUGAUUCACGUGAAUUAUAUUUUCGUGGCUGAAGAUGUGGACCAUAGGUGCCGCGUUCCAGAAUGCGAAGAUGCUAAUCCAUCUGUGGAAAUACCGAAGUGGUGGCCUCAAAAUGUCGACGCCAAAUGUUUCCGACCAGUUCUGGACAUGCAGCGAUACCGGAGAUCAAACCAAACGUGUUCAAAUAACACGUUCCUUGAAGUAUUGGAAGAAUGCCACGACUGGGUUUUUGAGAAUAAUAAUUCUAUAGUUGCCGCGUUGAACAUGGGUUGCGAGUCAUGGAAAUCUACACUAGUUGGAUGCAUCCACAACGCAGGGAUGAUAGUGUCAAUGUUGAUAACAGGCUGGAUAGCUGAUAAAAUCGGAAGAAAACCCACAAUAAUAGCGUGCUCAAUUGGUGGCACCAUAGGAUUAGUGAAAAUAUUCAUUACGAAUUACUACGCGUAUCUGGCUGUGGAAUUUCUGGAAUCCGUCCUGGCGUCUGGUCUCUAUACGGUGGCCGUUGUGUUGUUAAUCGAAGUCGGUGGCGAAAGCAAAAGAGUAUCAGCAGGAGUUAUUUUCUCGUACGCCGUAUACGUAGGAGAAGUGUGCUUCGCGUUUAUCGCUAUGGGACUAAAAUACUGGAAGCUACUUAUCAUCGUAGCUUACUCUCCAAUGAUUUUAUUCAUCAUGUAUAUAUUCCUACUUCGGGAAAGUACCAGAUGGCAGAUGUUGAGGGGUAAGAUGGAUGAAGCUAAAGACACACUGAAGAUGAUAACAAGGUGUAACAAACUAGAAGUGUCUGAGACAGAAAUCUCUGAAACUAGCAACGAAGACCUUCGCUUCCAGUUCAAUGUUGUCAUUCAAAAAGAGAAGGAAAGAAUGAAGGAUAUUUUGGCAUCAAAGGAGAUAAUGAUACGCUUAUCUGUGACCUCAUUCUGUUUCUUUGCCUCCAGUUUUAUAUACUAUGGCAUGGCGGUUCAUGCUGUUCUGUUACCAGGGAACAAGUACACCAAUUUCGUUUUAGCGGCGCUCUCUUCGUUUCCCGGAGAUAUGAUAGCGUUAUUUACAUUUAACAGAUUCGGAAGAAAAAUAUCUCUGCAAUGUGGAUACAUUUCAUCAGCUGUAUUCUUGUUAGCGCAGACGUAUACGCCCGAUUCAAUUAUGUGGCUGAAGGUAGCUCUCUUCCUGUGUGGAAAACUGGGUGUCGUGGUAUGCUUCACCGGAACCUACACGUACACUUUGGAAUUAUUCCCGACGAGUGUCCGCGGGACCUUAAUCGGUUGCGGCAACACUGCUGCAAGAUUUGGAAGUAUGCUCGCCCCACUCACACCUCUUUUAUCAGCGGAGAUGGCGACCCUGCCGUCAAUACUCUUCGCUGCAGUCGCUAUAAUAGCUGCAGCCUUCCUCACCUUCACUCCAGAGACCAAGACUUUACCAAUGUUCGAUACAAUAGCUCAAAUCGAGAGUCACAAAUCCAAAGUUAUGACACAUUUAUAA
Leptosia nina is the source of this 1599-nucleotide messenger RNA. Lineage: Eukaryota; Metazoa; Arthropoda; Insecta; Lepidoptera; Pieridae. The record is from the annotation of a GenBank genome assembly.